UUCAAAGCAGUGUGGUGCUGAAGAGAGCACUCUGCCCGCCGCUCAGACCGCCAGCGGGCUCCGGCGCACCGUGGCUCGGUCGGCUCGCACUAACACUGCGGGGAAUCAGCAGCUCCGUGGACGCGGACGUGGAAUUUCCCCGCACCGAGGACCCGUUCUGAAACCUCCUGUGGGAUUUUUUAUUUUUUUUCCCCCAACAAGGCCACAGAAAAUCGUGAUGUGUAAUAGAUGCCCCCUUCGGAGGUUGUUGGAGUCCUCGCAAUCAUAGACCUGACAUCAAGCGAACGAACGGUUUUCAUCAUGGCAACGAGCUACCUUCAGCCUGUCCUUCUUGAGCCCUCCUGUGGAGGGUGUAAUAACUGAGGGAGGGGUAGUGAGUCUGAGAAAAGCCUCCACCUGCAGAUGAAAUUCAUUCUAACCAUGUAGUGUUUCUUUCUCCAAAGAGGGGGGAGGGUGUAAGCUGGAUUGUGAUUGCUUUUUUUUUACUCGUUUCUGUUCAUGUAAUCACUGGGACAGACUUGUUGCUGGAUUGCUGAGUGUAUGUGGGUGUGGGCAGAGAGCGUGAAGUGAGGAGAAAGUGAAAGAGAGGAAAAAAAGAGUGAACGAACAGAGAAAGAAGGGAAGAGAUGGUCCUCCACACCACCCCUUACUCCAGUGCCUGUUUGCACUUCCUGGAUGGGCUGUCGUGGAGCCUGGUGUUCCCCUGCUACUGGCUCCUGGACCGGCUCCUGGCCUCCUGCGUGGCCACUUCCCUGGAGAAGCGCCAGCGAUCCCAAGACCCCUGCUCCUUCCUCACCCUGUGUGUCCUGAUUGCUGCACCCCUUUAUCUGCUGCUCCUCCUCGCAUCCCUGCCCUUUGCUCUGCUGGGCUUCAUCAUUUGGGCUCCCCUGCAGGCUGUUCGCCAGCCAUACCUGUACACAUAUCGAAGACCAGACAAGAACCAGGCAGAGCAAGGUCAAGCAGGUGGCGCUGGGACAGGAGAAUGGAGGCCACAAGGCAGAAGCUUCUGUUUCUGCAGUGCCAAUGUUUGUCUCCUCCCAGACUCCCUGGCCCGGUUCAAUAACUUAUCAGACACCCAGAGAAGAGCACGCGAGCUGGGCAAGAGAAUCCGCAAUGGUGCGAGUCGGCCCCAGAUUAAAAUAUACAUCGACUCGCCAACCAACACAUCCAUCAGUGCGGCGUCCUUCAGCAGUCUUGUCACUGGUUUCCGCCGCACGUCCUCUCUGGACCAGCGUCCAGAACAAGUCCACACCACCAAUGGCCCAGCUGAAACUGAAAUAGAGCCUGUCACAGAGUGCCCUGUUCACCCCUCGGAUACCACCGACUGCCGUGUUCACCCACCUUCAGAAGACCAGAGUUUUACCAAUUGCCCCAUUCACCAUGAUGGAUCAGACAACACAGCAGAUUGCCCCCUCCAUCUGGCUGGAACUACCAACAGCUCAGACUGUCCUAUCCACCCCUCGAGCGAUGCCACUGACUGCCCAAUGCAUUCAGCAGAAGGUCAGAAUGACUCUGGCCAUCACGACUGCCCCAUGCACGGGGAGUUAGCACAGAAAAAGCCCUCCACAGAGUGUCCGCUUCACACCUCAGGGGUUCAGAUCAGCAUCAGUGCCCCAGAACCAGACCCCCAGGAGGAGGAGGCUGAGACUGGAAACCAUCGAGAUCUGGCAGGAGUAGACACAGGCAGCAUGACUGCCUCUCGCGAAUCCCUCACUCGUUACCAUGGAGGCGACACAGCAGUAGGGAUAUCCUCCAAUAACACCCUCUCUCACGUACCACGCACGUCCAUCUUCAAGAGACCUGGAAGGAAACGUCGCCAUGGAGAUGAAACGUUCGACCAUGAGAUCUCUGCCUUUUUCCCUGCCAACUUGGAUUUUCUAGCUCUACAGGAAGUUUUUGACCACGGGGCAACAACGAGACUUCGACGUCAGCUUCAUCGCUACUUCCCCUAUGUGCUGAGCGACAUUGGUCGCUACGGAUGGAAAGGCUGCUGUUCCAGGUUUAAGUUUUUGAACAGUGGUCUGUUGCUAGCCAGUCGCUACCCUAUCCUGGAUGCUCGGUAUGAGUGCUACCCCAACGGGAGAGGAGAGGACGCACUGGCAGCCAAGGGGGCGCUGUUUGCUAAGGUUCACGUGGGCACCUCCCAUCAGGAGCAGAGGGUGGUGGGAUACCUCACCUGCACGCACCUCCACGCCAUAGAAGGCGAUUCGUCGGUCCGCUGCGAGCAGCUGGACCUCCUCCUCCAGUGGGGGGCCGAGUUUCGCCAGUCCUCAUCCCAGUCCCCUGAAGGCGAGAAGGUGCUGGAGGACCUGGUGGCCUUCGAUGUCAUCUUGGGAGACCUCAACUUUGAUAACUGCUCUUCAGAAGACAAACUGGAGCAGCAGCACACACUUUUUUCUCAGUACAAGGACCCAUGUCGCCUGGGGCCGGGAGAGGACAAACCGUGGGCUCUGGGGUCUCUGCUGGAUCCCAGUGGCCUUUAUGACGAUGACGUCAGUUCACCUGAAAGUUUACAAAAAGUGAUGGAGAACGAAGAGGGGAGGAAGGAAUACCUGGUGUUCCCUCCCAGUAAGAACCAGUGUCCUGCCAGCAGUCAGAAGGGCCGGAAAAUCCCACUGAAGGGCAAUGGACGCCGGAUCGACUACAUCCUCUACAGCGAUGAAGGCAUUCAGCAGGACUGGAAAAUGGACAUCGAAGAGUUCAGCUUCAUCACUCAGCUGGCCGGCCUCACCGACCACCUUUCUGUGGCCAUGAGACUGGCUGUUUCCACCGGGGAAGAGGAGCCUUAGAUCCACCGCCUGACAUUUAUAUCCUUUAAAUUUUACUGCCAUGGAGGAACAAUUAGGAAGAAACUCGGGAAGUUCCGAGUAAGCAGAUAUGGAGCAGCGUGAGGGAAGAUUGAAGGGACGGCGAGUGGAUGAGUAAAUCUGUGGAAGAGUGGACAUUUAAGAAGAAGGACGAGAGAGAAAAUUCAAAGGAGAGAUGUAAGCUGGGGGAAUUCAUAUUAGGAAGUCAGAAUUUUUUUUAUCUUCCUGGGUAAAUUACCCACAGAUUCACACUGAACACUGCGACUUUGAGACUGUUGGUUUUUCCUCCGACCCUCCCCGCUGAACUAAGCCUGGAGAGUUUUGUUUCAAGUGAAGUGUUUCAUGUAGCCAAUUCACACACUCAUUUUAUCGGAUCUGUUUUAGGACAUAGUUUCCAGUAUAGUUCUUUUAUUUUUACGACUCUACCUUCAGGAGCAGCUGGAUGCUCAUUGUUGAGUGCACGAAAGAACAUGAAACUGAAGUGAAGCUGCUGACCGGCCUUUACAAUGACCAUCUGUGAUCUUGUGUUGUGCUCCUUCCCUAAAAGUUACCGGUCGGUUUUGCUGUCAGUCGUUCACCACGCUGACCCCUUCACGUCAUUCCCAAAACCUCAACAAGUGUCUUUUUUUCUUACAAACAAAUCUUACUAAAAUGAGAAGAAGAAAAAAAAGAGUUUCUAUUAUAGACACUCCACUUUUUAUAAAACUUACAAUGCCUGUUUAAUAUGAAUUGACAUGUUUAUAAGGGAGGGAAGAGGUUGGAUGCAAUGUGAUGCUUUUAGCAUGUUUUUCAGAUAUUAUCGGUAUGAAUUUGAAGAGCAUUUUGUAGAUAAAGCUCCAGUGAUGCAUGAAGGUAAAACGGUUUACCGCACUGUUAUAGCAGCUCGAUUCACGCUGACUUGAGAUUGGAUGCCUCAGUGAGCAUUUACCCUGAAACACGCACUCGGAUUUAUGUUUGUGCAUGUUCAAAACACAGAAAGGUGUGCACAGGAACAGGAGGAUUUAAACAGCAAAAGCACACAGCUACACUUUGCGUAAAGGAAAACAGAUUGUAGGAAACCCUAAUAAUAAUCAUUAUCAUCAUCUUCAUCAUGUGACUGUCCCAAAUAGAUAAUAUCAGGGUGUGUAGUUAUAAAUCUGUGGAGGUACCACGCUUUGAAAAUUAAUCGCCUUCUCCCAGACAGAAUCUGUUGAUUAUUUGUCUCUUAAAUUUGUCAGUUCAUUAACCAGACAAAGUAGUAAACACACAAAACAAUUUUCAAAUAAUGAUUUUAUUCAUAAGGAAUAAUGCUAUUCCAAACAACCUGCAUGUGAGAAAACAAUAUUAUCUCCAAAACUUAAUAACUUGUUGUGACUCCCUGGGUGGCAAUAAUAAUGCUUCCCUCAAGCGUUGGAGGGAAGUGAAAAAAGUCCCUUAAAUCAAUGUGGGGGAGUUCGGGUCCACUCUUCUUUACAGAAUUAUUUUGGUUCAGCCACAUUAGGGUCAUCUCUCAGAUUCUCAAUCAGAUUAAAGUCCAGACUUUGACUCGGUCAGGGGGGGCAGUAAAAAGAACCACUGCACUGUGAGGGGGAAAGGUGUAAGCAGUGCAUACACAAACAUGAUUGACAGCAUUAAGAUCCUCCUUCUUGCUCUGAUUGGUUGGUUGUGACCGGGUGCGGUCCGUUUCUGCAAAUGGCAGUAGCAUCAUUGGGAGAAAGAAGAGUUUUUUUUCCCACAGAUUAUUUCUGUCAUAUUCUCCUGUCAGGCCACAGUGACAGUUUUAACAAUGAUGUAAAAAAUAUAUAUUUUUACAAAAGUUACCCACUGCAGCUGUGAUUAAAUCAGGUUGUCUUUGUCUGAUUUCAACUUUUGCCUGAUGACUUAGUGUGCCAAAUAAAGCAAAACUAGAGGAAACCUAAGAGGGCAAACCCUUUUUGCAGCAUUGUAUGUUUUGAUCAUUUGUUAUGAACCCAUAUUGUUGGUACAAUGCCAUUACGUCAGAUAAAUUCAAAGCUUAUUAUGAAAUACAGUAUAAUGGAUAUUCAAUGUUUGGUUUUGAAUACUGACAUCGCCCACUUAGAAAUAUCCAAUAAAUCCCAGUAUUUAAAUACAAACCCAAAAGUCUAACUACCGAAUGCGAGCAGACUCAUAUUUUCCUUCCAGUUUGUAAUCCUUUUAACUUUGAGCAAAUAUUUUAAAGGAGGAAGUAUGUCCAGCAAAUUGAAUUGGUUGAUUAAAAAGAAAAACACAAUUCAGUCGGAUUGGUUAGCCUUUUUUUUGAUUUGCUGUCAACCAAAUUCUAAAUUACUUGGAGUCGGUUAAUUAAAGUUAAACUUAUAAAUAUAGGUAUUUUGUAUCAAAUGCUGUAAACCAGGCAUAACUGGGUGAAACUGUGAGCGCUAUAUGGCAGCAAAGUGCUUUUAAUAUGAUGUUUUCUAGGUGUUAAAUAUUCAUCAGCUGGUAUUAGUGGUAAUUUAUGGUAAAGCUGGUUAACACCUCAUAUUUUGUGUUUACUAUAAGCAUAAGUCUCCUCUCCUUUUUCUUUUGCAUCAGAAGACAGAAAACAGGGAUUCUGCUUCUCUGAUAGCUUUACAAGUUCUCAGGUUUCUCACAGCUACGCCUCUCUAUUUAAAUUAUAAAGUAUAAUCGCUGUGACAGAACCUAAAGUAUAGUAACCUAACCCUUCUCUCCCUCCUUCAGCAGCUCAACAAGGCAUUGAUCAACACUUCUGCUGUAGGAGAAGUCAUUCACUCAGGUUCACCUCAGUGAAAACACACAGAAGGUGCGUUAAAUUAGAGCGCUGCAGGAAAAUGCGUUCUGGCAGGAACAUUUUCCAAGUCUCACAGUCAAAACAUGCCUUUUGGCGACUUUGUUACGCAGAACAGUUUGACCAUUUUCAGAGGAAAGUUUGUUCAAUCAUUUAGGCAUAAAACGGUUCAACUCAAGGGAUUAACCAGUGUUUUUUGACACACGGCAGAGAGCUUUUAACUUAGAAAAUACAUUUUAAUGACAGAUUCGUUAUUCAGCAGAAAAGAGUUUUAUAUGAUUGUUCAGGACAGAUUCUAAAGACACGGGGUCGUAGAAGUAAAUAUGGACUGACUUCCAGUGUUUUACAUGGAGAACGAUGUUUACAGCCAUUUUUAACCAUCUGUUCCUAAGUCACUUCAGGGGAGUUCGCACACAGUAAAUUAUUAUAAACUAUUAAACUGUAGACAGGCUGUAGAAACAUGAGCUACUGACCGUAGCAGUGAGAUGGUGUAUGACACUAUGGGUCAGAAAAAUACCAGGUGUUAUGUGUGUUGAUUUCUGUUUUACGGUUUGAGUCCAGAGGUCACCUUGCAGCUCGGUCACGCUCCUUAUGACUCACAUAUUGUAAUUAUUAUGACAAUUACUCUUAUUUUUAUGCUAAAUUGCUUGUUUUUUAUUUUCUAAUUCAUCACUUGUGUGAUUAAUUUUAUAAGAAAUUUUGCUCCAGUCCCAGAAUUAUUUUCUCUUCGUUUCCUUAGAUGUGCUGUCAUUAUAAGCGAAAGUACACCUUCUUUCAGGUCAAGGGUUUAAAACAUCAAGAUCCUGCUGCAUAUGGAUCUGUUUCUCCAAGGUCAUUGCUUGUCUCUUCCUACCUUUGCAUCGUGUGGGCUCCACAGCAAACUGACAACAUUUCUCCUCAUUUAGAGGUGUUGUAUUAUCACAGUGCAUUUGAUUAGGAGCGCAUGGCUGCUCCAGCAAAAAGUGUGCGCUCCCAUUUUUAUUUAAUUUUGGGUUCAUCUUUGUUUAUUAACCGACUGUGUGGAAUUUGUCCACUUUAAGUUAGAAUUAAACAAAUUAAACUUUGCAAAGACCAACUCAGAUUUAUUAUUUUUGACAUAGACGACCCAAGAAUUAGGAAGAGUGUCUACUUUCAUUUUAACUAAGACUAUGUGAAUCAAAAUCUCCCACAGUGUGAACUCUGCUGGUAAAUAAGAUGCUGGCUGGCUUCGUUCAAGACUUUAAAUUCAUAUUCAUUGCUUUUUGCUAUUUCUGCUUUUUAUGGGGAAAAUGUAAUGGUGACAAACCCAAAUUACCACAAUGUAAAAUAUCAGUUUCAGAACAUAAUCUAUAUUGUUACCUUUUGUUCUUCAGAUUGUUUCCAUGUAAGUUUAAAAACCAAUUUACUGCAACACAGAUACACAGACAGUGUGGUGGGACCAUGAUGUUUAGCAAGACAAGUGUUAAAUUAUAUGUGGAAGGAAGAAGAUCAAAAAUAUAAAAUUUGUUGGUGGAGAAUAAGGAAAAUGAAGUGAUAUUUUAUGAGACAAGUUUCAUUUCCCGCUAUUUGCUAAUUAAAUGCUAUUAAUAUGGCUGUGUUUAUGUUUGUCUGAGCGGUUUUCGUCUAUGCUGGAAGCAAAACAUAGUUCACUGCAAAUCCACAUCUCCAGCCUCAGUUCAUGUCACACAAACUCAGACGACAUUAAUGCGAGGGCAUCCGCCUUCCACCUGCUAAGCUAUAUUUUUUCAGUGGGAAAAAGUUGCUUGAAAAUGUGCAGCAAUGUAAGAAAGGAAACAAUGAAACAAAAAUAGAGAAAAUGGAAGAAAACAGAGAAAUCUGUAGAGGUAAAAAGAGCCAGCCUGGACAUCCACAUUUUGAUCUAAUUUCACGUUGAGCAAGCAGUCGUCAAUUUCAUUUUUCUAUUCAGGUUCUUGUGAUGUUGUAGUUGUAGGUCUACAGAAAUGUUAUUUCCCUAUUAAAGAUACAAAAAAAAAUCAAAAUUACAAAUUAAAAGCAUUUAUUGUAAGAUGAAUCCCUUAUUUUCUGAGGUUGAACUUUCAAAACAUUGAAAAUAACAAACACCAGCCAAAAUAAUGUAAUAAUUCACAAUAACUGCUCUUUAUGCUCAAAUGUAUAUAAUUUUAAAGAUAUUUUUAAAAUAUAAUAGUCUUAGGGAGGUUUUAAUUAUAUGUAAUUGAACAUAUAAAGAAUUAUGCCUCCUUUAGCCAUGGAUAUCAGAGCAUAAGAACUAGGAAAGAAAACAUUGCCUGUCAUAUAGUGGUUGUUGAUCAGGGAUGGAUUUGUGAGUCACCAAAUGUACAGUUAUAGUUUAUCCUUUUAAUGAUAGCUUUUAAUGGCUUCUGCAGGCCGGCAUGUACAACCGUUUAAUUAUUUUUAAAUGUUUUUUCUAAACCAGGUCUGUUAUCAGAAUCUGAACUUAAACUUUCCAUUUAUAAUUAAAUUACGCCACUAAAGAAAGGAGUGAAACUCUUUGCAGUCGGGAUUUAGGAUAUAUUUUCCUAUCCCUUCCUCCCAUGUGGAGUUCAGCCUCACUGACUCACAUCACAUAAUAUAAAUCCCAUUUCCUGUUGAUACUGUUGCUCACGACAAUCAAGCAACUGGAAUAAGCCAUCCAUAAUCCCUGAGUAAUUCAUUAAAAGCCACGCUGGGGCAGGAAUAUCAAAAUGUCCAAUGUAUGCUGGUGAAAGAAGGUUACUUGAGUUAAAGAUUUAGAUGCAUGUUCAACACUAAACAAUGAUUUAUUAAUGUUUCAUGUCCACAAACAUAUAGAUCUGGUCCUGACAGCAUUCUGAGGAAACUGGGAUUUUUAUUAAAAUGUUUUCUUUUUCAAGUCAAAGUAGGACAAAGUUGUUGGAGGAGUUCAGCUCCAGGUUUGCAUAGCUGCAUGUACUGUAAUAAUGCUUCAGGCUAGUAGUCUCAGUAGAAUUGAUGCCUCACUUUGCUAUCCUUUUCUGGUUUGACUUUUCAAAAAUUUCUUCUUUUUUAUUGAUUUUUGUUUUUUGUUGGGGAUUGUUUAUCUUUGGGAUUGUCUAACUUGGUCUCUGUAACAUCACUGAGGGUUCUGUUGGUUUUCUCUUUCUAAUCUUCAUCAAACUGCAUAUUUUCUGCUUUUCUAAGAUAAAAAAAAAAGCAAACAAACUUUCCCUUUA
Molecule: messenger RNA, 8702 nt
Organism: Xiphophorus couchianus (Monterrey platyfish)
Lineage: Eukaryota; Metazoa; Chordata; Actinopteri; Cyprinodontiformes; Poeciliidae
Gene: smpd3
Product: sphingomyelin phosphodiesterase 3
Exons: 10
Coding region: 627-2789 (720 amino acids)
Biological process (GO): sphingomyelin metabolic process
Cellular component (GO): extracellular region; cytoplasm
Molecular function (GO): sphingomyelin phosphodiesterase activity
Source: RefSeq, a predicted model, not a curated record